AUGGUGUCCGCAUCCGUAAUUCCUUCAGGACUCAAUCGAAUCUCACAGCACAUGCAGCAAUACCCAGCGCUUCAGAAGACCAGUGCUCGAGUGUCGUACCAGAAACCAUAUUUGGUAGUUGCAGGGGUUCUUCAAAUGAUCAAGUCCGUUGAAAUUUACUGCUCUGCGCGCCGGCUACUAGGCCCUUGGACCGAGUUAGGUUACGUUCGAAUUGGAAAGCACAAUAACAGGUUGUCAUCUCCCCCGGCGGCAGGUGCACCGCAGUCGCACUCUCAAGACAACUACAGCUGCGCUAUCUCUCACCUUGAUGCAAGCAGAUCAAUCUUGCGACUCGAGACAGUCGGAGACAAGACUUUUGCGGGUGAAGCGCAGCAAGAGAGACUGCGUGCGCAGAUUGAAUGGCAUAUGCUGUAUGCUAAUGGAAUAGUGGGGCUUGAGUCGAGUCAGAGCCUGCCUUCUAACUUGACUCGGAUGACAAUGAUGCCGAUACUGCGGUGCCACUGUGAGCCACACGGACAAAAUAUGAUGUUAUCUGCUAUGCAGUAUAAAACGAGCUCUAUCAUCUUCGCUGCUACCACUGAAAAUGUACAAAUCAUCGUCUACAUCUUCAAUCACCUUGACCAACGCAUCUUCCAACACAUCCUCAGAAGCUUUGCUCAAGUCACAAAAGACAAAAAGCAGACUUCCCUCGGGCAGUCCCAGCCAAAAAAUUAUGAAGCGGCCUUUGGAGCGCUUCAAGCGUCGUAUGGGUUUGGAUCGUUUCCAGGCUCUACGCGCUCCAGUAAAUAG
Molecule: messenger RNA, 789 nt
Organism: Suillus subaureus
Lineage: Eukaryota; Fungi; Basidiomycota; Agaricomycetes; Boletales; Suillaceae
Exons: 5
Coding region: 1-789 (262 amino acids)
Source: RefSeq, a predicted model, not a curated record